Messenger RNA from Rangifer tarandus platyrhynchus (Svalbard reindeer), 309 nucleotides. The record is from the annotation of a GenBank genome assembly. NCBI's taxonomy places the organism in Eukaryota, Metazoa, Chordata, Mammalia, Artiodactyla, Cervidae.
AUGCCUCUUGUUAUCUCUGAGGGUUACCACCAUGGGUGCCAUUUUGAGGCAAUGCCAGUGUUAAGCGGAAGGGUACAUUUUCACCAAGUAGGUGGCGUCAGGGACCUGCAGCUUGGCAGAGAUAAGAAUCCAGAGAUGUCACAGCUGUGCUUUGGGGCUCAGGCCUACCUUGCAGCCUGCUCUGUCAAAGCACUUACCCUCCUAGUCCAUUCAUUUGCAAACUGUGUGAUGUGGUAUAAAAUCGCUCUGGUCCUUAGACUGUGGCUGUUCGCGGGGUGGGGCUCCAAGGCCAUCAUUUUUAUUGCAUGA